AAUUACACGCCUUGAGUAAAGUGAGUUCGACGCCGGAAAUAAUUGGCGAAGGAAAAACACAUCGAUCGCUUUGAGAUUUGCAAAAGUGCUAUUUGUUAUUUGAGUUUUGCGAACGAAUCUUGCUCUGUAUUGUGCAGUGAGUUGACGAUUUAGAAUGGAAUCGUUGUGGAGAUUUGUGAUUGUUUUGAAUCUGCUGGUUAUCACGUGUGGAAAAGAGAUUCGCAUCUCCAUCAACGGUACGGAAGCCAUCUACAAUAUCGAUAAAAAAUCUCCAUCCGUUACGCUAGGAAUGGGAAUUUUUAAAUACGGUGUCAUCAAAUAUAUGAACAACACAAAACUCUUGACAUUAGCAAAAGCUCUCGGUCCAUCGUAUGUUAGAAUGGGAGGAACAAAGUCUGAUCAUUCACAUUUUGUUCCAGGAAAUAUUGCCAGUGAAAUCCGAGAACAAAAUUGUCUUGGAAAAAUGCCAAAUAACGAAGAAUUUGUGCAACAUAUGUUGAAAGUUGCAGAAUGGCAAUUUGAAAAUUCAUUUGCGAAAGAAAGAUAUGGAUUAUCUGAUAAUAAUGUAUCAUACACAGGAUCAGAGUUCGACGAUCUGAUGUCCUUCGUAAAUUGUGCGAAUUGGGAACUUAUUUUUGGACUAAAUCUGUUGGAUAGAAAACAUGGUAAUAAAGAAUGGAAUUCCACAAAUACUGUUCAAUUACUCAAUUAUGCUAAAAGCCAAAAACAUCGAGUGAAUUGGGAACUUGGUAACGAACCGAAUUCAUAUCAUCAUCAUACAGGAUUUUCUGUAACGCCGCGUGAAAUAGCCACAGCUUUCUUUCAGCUAAACAAGAUCUUGAAGUCAGACUCAUGGUGGAAACAAUCGAAAAUAAUUGGACCAGAUGCCAACACGAUGUUCAAAACUUCGAGCUUGAAAUUUUUUAAAAAAGUUGUUCAUUACAUGGGAUCUAUUUUGAAUGCUGUGACAUUUCACCAGUACUACGUGGACAGUAGAGUGGCAACAAUUUUUAACUUUACGGAUCCUGCUCUUUUGAACGAGUUACUACCACAGCUGAAACAUGUAAAAGAAAUAGUUAAUCGACAAUCUCCAGAUCUUCCCGUUUGGAUCGGAGAAACUAGCUCAUCCUAUGGAGGUGGAGCAAAGGGUCUUUCGGACACUUACGUUGCAGGAUUCAUGUGGCUUGAUAAGCUGGGUUUAUCUGCAAGUAAUGGGAUAGAUAUUGUAUUCAGACAAACAUUAGUAGAAGGAAAUUACGCGUUGCUGGACGACAAUUUCGAUCCUAGGCCGGAUUACUGGCUGACAUUGCUGUAUAAAACAUUGGUCGGAACUCAAGUUUUGAAUGUUACGAAAACAGUUAUCGGUGCAAUUUCUAAACAACAUACAAAGGUUCGAAUAUACGCGCAUUGCACCAACACAGAAAGAACAACAUAUCCAACAGGAUCUGUGACGUUAUAUUAUCUCAAUUUAUCUACAAGUAGAAAGAAAUUAUCAUUUGUACAACAAAGUGAACAAAACUUAACCAUAGCAGUGACUUAUAUUUUGACUUCUACACCGGGAGUUUUGAAUUCAAGUGACAUUUAUUUGAACAACAAGAAGCUUCGAAUGGUAGAUAUUCACACGAUGCCAACUUUCAAUCCACGUCAAGUUAACAUCGGUGCAGGAAAAAAGAUAAAUUUGCCACCUUCGUCAUUUGGACUCAUAGUUUUGAAAGACUCUAAAAUAAAGGCUUGUUUAAAAUGAAAUCGUAUUCCUUGAUUUAUAUUCAAAUCAAACUCAACUCAAUUAACUGAUUCAAAAAUACAAGAAUACACCUAUUUUGAAACCCAAGGAUAGUCAAUUGCCUUUUCGUUCUCAGUAUUGAGAAUUACAAUGUCGCUGCUCGGAACCAGCCCAUUAUAA
Messenger RNA from Styela clava, 1903 nucleotides. NCBI's taxonomy places the organism in Eukaryota, Metazoa, Chordata, Ascidiacea, Stolidobranchia, Styelidae. The record is from RefSeq and is a predicted model, not a curated record.